AUUCCACUUCCGCCUUAAAAAUAAAUAAAUUUUUCUUAUCGUUUUGUGUGAUUUACGGCAGAUAACAAUGAGCUAUAAUCCAUAUGGAGGAGGUCAACCCUACCCUCCCCAAGGUGGCUACCCCGGGGCCCAGCAGCCUGGUUACCCUCAACCAGGGGGGUACCCUGCUCAGGGAGGAGUUUCUAUGCCGACCCCAGAAUCUGCAGGGGCAGGGGGAUAUGGUGGUGCCCCCUAUCCAAGUGGAGGUGGUGGUCUACCUUACCCAGCCCAACCUGGGGGAGGAGGAUUAGGCUUUGAGGGAGUAGGUGGUCCAGGGUCUGCUCCCUAUCCCGGGGGUGGGGCAGGUUACCCUCCAGUGGGACAACCCGGAUACCCACCAGCAGGAGGUCAGCCUGGAUAUCCUGCUCCAGCACAACCUGGAUAUCCUGCACCCAGUGCCUCACAACCAGGAUACCCAGCGCCUGCCCCAGCACAACCUGGAUACCCCACUCCGGGAUGUGCACAACCCGGAUAUCCAGCACCUGCCCCAGCACAACCCGGAUACCCCACUCCAGCUGCCUCACAACCUGGAUACCCAGCCCCUGCACCUGCACAACCUGGAUACCCCAGCCAGCCUGGGUAUGGAGCAGGUGGGGUUCCCCCUGCGGCAAAUUACAACACUCCAACUCCAGGAUAUCCCUCAGCUCCUGCCCCAACAGCCCCACAGGCAGGAGGGUAUGGAGCUCCUGGAAGUAAAGGACCCGGUUACCCAGGGGGGACAGGAGGUGUUGUUGCUGGUAUGAAGAACAUGAAUAUAGGUGGAACUCAAAAAGUUAAGACACAGGGCACUGUUAAGGCAGCCAGUCCAUUUAGCGCAGAAAAUGAUGCAAAGAUCCUACGUAAAGCCAUGAAAGGUAUAGGAACUGAUGAGAAGGCUGUCAUUGAUAUUCUGGGCCACAGAAGUAACAAACAAAGACAAGAGAUCUCACUACUUUUCAAGACAAUGUAUGGAAAGGACUUGAUUAAAGAGUUGAAGAGUGAGCUUGGGGGUAAACUGGAGGAUGUUAUCCUUGGGAUGAUGAUGCCGAGAGAUGAUUAUGAUGCUUCUGAACUUAGACGUGCUAUGAAGGGAAUUGGAACAGAUGAGGAAGUCCUAAUUGAGAUCCUUUGUACCAGAAGCAAUGCAGAAAUCAAUGCAAUAAAACAAUCCUAUAAAGUCCAUUACCGUCGGGAAAUGGAGAAAGAUUUGAUGUCAGAGAACUCUGGACACUUCAAACGUCUCAUGAUUUCUAUGGCUGCUGCAGGCAGACAAGAGAACCAACCUGUUGAUAGGAACAAAGCAAAGCAGGAUGCUAAGCGCCUAUAUGAAGCGGGUGAAGCUAGGUGGGGAACAGAUGAAUCAGUUUUCAACAUGAUCCUCUGCUCUCAAAGUUUUGAGCAGCUGAGAUGUGUGUUUGACGAGUAUGCCCUAAUCUCAAAGAACCCUAUAGAAACGGCAGUAAAGCGAGAAUUCUCCGGUGAUAUUGAAAAUGGAAUGCUUGCAAUAGUUGGAUGUGUCCGCAAUGGGCCUGCCUACUUUGCCACUAAACUCUACAGAGCAAUGAAGGGUUUGGGAACAGAUGACCAGGCUCUUAUAAGAGUGACUGUUACCCGUUCUGAGGUAGACAUGGUGCAGAUAAAGCAAGAGUUCCAGAAGCUAUACCAUCAGUCCCUAGACCAGUUUAUAAAGGAUGACUGUUCAGGGGAUUACAAGAGGAUAUUACUAACACUCGUUGGCUGUCCAUAUUAGGAUAUAUUACUGACACCUUUCCAUAUUUGGAUAUAUUACUGACGCCUGCCCAUAUUAGACCAUUGCGUAUUAAUAUCUGACAUGGGAGUCAGUUUCAUUUGAAUACUAGAUAUAGUAGACUGAAUGAAUUUGUUCUUCUCUCAAAAAGAUUGAAAGCAGCAUAUGAUUUUACUGAACUUGUAUAUUAUAAUUAAGAUGCAAAUGAGGUGUAGGUUUGCACUAUUUCUCUGAUCUACUUUAUGGUUGUAGUGUUACUUGCAUGUGAUUGGGCCCUUACCAUGAUGUGGCCAUUAUGAUGCUCUAUAUAUUAUCCAUAUAUUAUGAAUAAUGUCAUACAAAAUCCUCUAUAUUUGGAAAUAUAUGGAGUUGUAUUGAUUCUGCUUGAAUUC
This is a messenger RNA of Owenia fusiformis, 2157 nucleotides long. Lineage: Eukaryota; Metazoa; Annelida; Polychaeta; Sabellida; Oweniidae. The record is from the annotation of a GenBank genome assembly.